Messenger RNA from Metarhizium album ARSEF 1941, 1467 nucleotides. Its product is annotated as arginine-tRNA-protein transferase 1. Gene Ontology annotation, cellular component: cytoplasm. The transcript has 3 exons. Gene Ontology annotation, biological process: protein arginylation. Gene Ontology annotation, molecular function: arginyl-tRNA--protein transferase activity. The coding region runs from base 1 to 1467 and encodes 488 amino acids. Lineage: Eukaryota; Fungi; Ascomycota; Sordariomycetes; Hypocreales; Clavicipitaceae. The record is from RefSeq and is a predicted model, not a curated record.
AUGCUACUGCCGUUCCUUAUUCUGCCGCUGGCCUUGGAUAUUUGCAUUGAUUUGGCUCACCCAACCUCCAUGGGCUUGGGGUAUCCAGUUGCCAAGCUGAGAUAUGCAAACUCUUCGAGAUGCGGUUACUGCCGCACUCAGGGCCAGAGUUAUUCGUAUUACGCAAACGCCACUUCUUUGAGUCCAAAAUUUUAUCAAAUUCUUCUUGACCGAUGUUGGCGUCGAUCGGGCAAACUCUUGUACCGGCCGGACCAGAGGAGGUCGUGCUGCCCCCAUUAUACGAUUCGGCUGGAUUCUGGCCGAUUCAAACCAUCGAGAGACCAACGCCAAACCGUGAAUCGUUUCAACAAGUUUGUAUUGGGGGAGUCAUAUAUUAAGGACGCAGCACGCCUUUACCCAAAAUCCCGCAAGGAGGUCAAAAAGAGGGACAACGAAUUCUGCCUUGUUGAUCGUGUCCACGAAGCGGAGUAUGGAAAAUUGCAAACUCCACCAGAACCUGCUCAUAAGCUUGUCAUCACUCUGGAAGACGAUGACUUCACCGAAGAGAAGUACCAGGUUUAUGACAACUAUCAAAGAGUUGUCCACAAGGACCCCCCCGAAGACAGGACUCCCCGAGCAUUCAAGCGAUUCCUUUGUAGUUCUCCCUUACGAAGGGAAGUCAUGGUGACACCUGAUGGACAGGAACGCAGUUUGGGGUCAUAUCAUCAGUGUUACCGGCUUGAUGGCGUCCUGGUUGCCAUUGGGGUACUAGACCUGCUACCCGACUGCGUCAGCUCCGUUUAUUUUCUGUAUCAUGAAAGCAUUCACAAGCAGACCCCAGGCAAGCUGGGGGCAAUGCACGAAAUUGCUUUGGCGAAAGAAGAAGGGUAUCGCUGGUGGUACCCUGGGUUUUAUAUUCAUAACUGCCCCAAGAUGAAGUAUAAAGUCGACUACUCCCCGCAAUUCAUCCUCGACCCCAACAGCCUUGGCUGGGACCCAUUAGACGAGACAACUUUGAAUCUCCUUGACCGGAAGCCGUUUCUCAGUCUUAGCAUCGAAAGACAAAAAGCUUCCACUGCUGACAGCGAGUCCCGGACUAGUGAGCAUCAAGGAUGCAACACGUCAAAGGUUCCCAAUCGGGGUGGCCCAACUCGUCCCAGAAACAGCACAGUUACAGGGGGCCGCAACAACGGGGAGGAGCAAAGUGAGGAUGGGAAUGAAGAUGGAGAUUCAGGGUCCCUUUUUCUGUCAAGCAUGCCGGGUAUUACUUGCGCCUCCGAUAUGGAGCAGGUUGAUCUGGAUCAUAUUGCCUUGAAGGUGUUUCCCACCGGACCACUAUUCGAGACUUCUGAUCUCCUAGAUUGGGACUCUAAGAGCAUCAUGGACUGGCCCGGGGUUAAGGCAUCGGUGGCGGAAUUGAUUGCCGCCCUAGGGCCAGAUCUAAAAGGCUUGAUCUGUUUAGAUAUGACACGUGAGAAAAAGGUUUAG